Molecule: messenger RNA, 990 nt
Organism: Parascedosporium putredinis
Lineage: Eukaryota; Fungi; Ascomycota; Sordariomycetes; Microascales; Microascaceae
Source: the annotation of a GenBank genome assembly
AUGCCCGCCCUUUCCCCGACGAUGACGGCGGGAAACAUUGGUUCGUGGCAGAAGAAGGCUGGUGACAGCGUUGUUCCCGGCGAUGUCCUAGUGGAGAUUGAGACGGAUAAGGCCCAGAUGGACUUUGAGUUCCAGGAGGAGGGCGUUAUCGCCAAGCUCCUCAAGGAGUCUGGUGAGAAGGACGUUGCCGUUGGUAACGACUCUAGUCUCGUCGCGAAACUCCUGAAAGUCCCUCGCCCGGCGACACUCGUGACCACCUCGGGCGGCAGACUCGAAACCGCCCUCGACCGCGAACCCAACAUUGCCCCGGCGGCUAAGCGAUUGGCCCGCGAAAAGGGCAUCUCUCUGGAGGGAAUCAAGGGAACCGGCAAGGGCGGAAAGAUUGUCGAGGAGGACAUUAAGAAGGCUGCCUCUGGCGGUGCUGCGGCGGCCGGUGCGCCCGCUGCCGUCCGCAUCUCAGUAUCCAAGCUCCUCAAGCUCCGCCAGGCGCUCAACAGCUCGGCCAACGGCGAGUACAAGCUGUCGGUCAACGACUUCCUCAUCAAGGCCAUGGCGGUUGCCGCGCGCAAGGUGCCCGCCGUCAACUCGAGCUGGAGGGACGGCUUCAUCAGGCAGUUCAACUCGGUGGACGUCUCGGUUGCCGUAUCCACCCCGAGCGGCUUGAUCACCCCCAUCGUCACCGGUGUUGAGGGCCUCGGCCUCGAGUCCAUCUCCUCCAAGGUUAAGGAGCUCGCCAAGAAGGCGCGCGACAACAAGCUCAAGCCCGAGGAGUACCAGGGUGGCACCAUUUGCAUCUCCAACAUGGGCAUGAACAGCGCGAAGGUGGCGGUCCCUGUCGAGAACGAGGAUGGCACGACGGGCAUCGAGUGGGAUGAGCAGGUGACGGUAACUGCCAGCUUCGACCACAAGGUUGUGGACGGUGCGGUAGGUGCUGAGUGGAUCAAGGAGCUCAAGAAGGUGCUCGAGAACCCUCUUUCUCUCAUGCUGUAA